AUGAGCUCUUUUCUCACAACCCUCGGUCUCCGCGGCGCCUCCGCCACAGCCAUUCCAAACUACGCCCCCGCAUUCGUAGGCUUCCACUUCCUCUACGCCUAUGGUGUCCUUUCCUCCCGAACCCUGAAACAAUGGUACGGCAUCGACCACAACGCCUCACCACGCGAAGAUCUCGCAAAAUACGGCGAGGCAGCCGUGCGCGAGGGAAAGAUCACACGGAGACAACUCGAUAUGUUGAAGCGGAAUGAGUCGGCCCAUGCGAACUCGGUUGAGAAUUUCUCGCUUUUGGUCGCGAGUUUGCUCUUUGCUAGUCAUGCCGGUGUUUCGGCGGGGAUUAUUAAUGCGGCUGGACUGUCUUAUACUGUUGCGAGAAUCUGUUAUGGGGCGGUUUAUAUUCUGAUUGAUCACCCGGAGUGGAGCCAAUUGAGGGGCUUGUGUUGGUGGUGGGGAAAUGUGAGCUGUUUGGUUUUGCUUUGGAAGGCCGGGAGGUUACUUGCUGUUUAG
Penicillium atrosanguineum is the source of this 504-nucleotide messenger RNA. RefSeq names its product MAPEG family protein. The coding region runs from base 1 to 504 and encodes 167 amino acids. Gene Ontology annotation, cellular component: membrane. The record is from RefSeq and is a predicted model, not a curated record. Lineage: Eukaryota; Fungi; Ascomycota; Eurotiomycetes; Eurotiales; Aspergillaceae. The transcript has a single exon.